Molecule: messenger RNA, 354 nt
Organism: Penicillium paradoxum
Lineage: Eukaryota; Fungi; Ascomycota; Eurotiomycetes; Eurotiales; Aspergillaceae
Exons: 3
Coding region: 1-354 (117 amino acids)
Source: RefSeq, a predicted model, not a curated record
AUGGCCCGACACACUUGCGCCUCGAAAAUCAGGCACCACGCCUGUCUGGGUCCAGAAGACAGAAGGGAACGCUAUACCAGCAGCUUCGAGGAAGAGGAGGAAGACCUCCUAAUACGAUUGGCUCAGACUACAAGGUACUUGCGCGAUGGAGGGGUAGUAGAGGGGUACAGCACAGGAGGUACGUCCACGUCUGUGAUCGACGUGAGGGCAUGUGCAAUCGGGAGAACGUCUCAUAUCUUCCGAGGGACGGGAGAUCUCGUAGCUAAGGAGGCCGCAUAUGGUCGGAUCAACCAGCAAGCGCUGGAGAACAGCCGUGGAGCCCCACUGUCGCAUUGGAAAGAAUCGGAGCAGUAA